Molecule: messenger RNA, 4398 nt
Organism: Colossoma macropomum (tambaqui)
Lineage: Eukaryota; Metazoa; Chordata; Actinopteri; Characiformes; Serrasalmidae
Gene: gpm6ba
Product: glycoprotein M6Ba
Exons: 7
Coding region: 114-989 (291 amino acids)
Biological process (GO): axon development; central nervous system myelination
Cellular component (GO): myelin sheath; plasma membrane
Molecular function (GO): structural constituent of myelin sheath
Source: RefSeq, a predicted model, not a curated record
GGGAGAGAGACGGGUACAGAGAAGGAGAGAGAGAGAGAGAGAGAGAGAGAGAGAGAGAGAGAGAGACGCGAAUCCACCGAGCAGGAGAAAGUAUUCUUGGAAAGGAAUUCCAAAUGGAUGGGAUGAAACCAGCCAUGGAGUCGACGGCCGAGGAGAACCCUGAUGAGAGGGAAGAGAGCAAAGGUUGCUUGGACUGCUGCAUUAAGUGUCUGGGCGGGGUGCCGUACGCCUCAUUGGUGGCCACCAUCCUGUGCUUUUCGGGAGUGGCGCUGUUUUGUGGCUGUGGGCAUGUGGCACUGACAGGCACUGUGACUAUGCUGGAGAACCACUUCUCCCGCAUCACAUCAGACCACGCCACCCUCAUCAACGUUGUUCAGAUUCUGCAGUACAUCAUUUACGGCAUCGCCUCUUUCUUCUUCCUCUAUGGCAUCAUCCUGUUGGCUGAGGGCUUCUACACGACCAGCGCCGUCAAAGAGAUGCACAGCGAAUUUAAGACCACUGUGUGUGGCCGCUGCAUCAGUGCCAUGUUUGUGUUCCUGACCUACAUCCUGGGCUUGGCUUGGCUGGGCAUCUUCGGCUUUUCCGCAGUGCCUGUCUUCCUCUUCUACAACAUGUGGACCACAUGCGCCGCCAUGAAGUCUCCCAUCGCCAACCUCACCUCUGUGGACAACAUCUGUGUGGACGUGAGGCAGUACGGAGUCAUUCCUUGGAAUGCUGAUCCUGGUAAGGCAUGUGGACAAACCUUGGCUGACAUCUGUAACACCAGUGAGUUCUAUUUGUCCUACCAUCUCUACAUUGUUGCGUGUGCCGGAGCUGGAGCCACUGUGAUUGCACUGAUCCACUAUCUUAUGAUCCUGUCGGCUAACUGGGCAUAUCUGAAGGGGGCGUGCCAGCAGACCCAUGCCUACCAGGACAUCAAGACCAAGGAUGACGCCGAACUGCAAGAUGUGCAGUCGCGCUCUAAGGAGGGCCUCAAUUCUUACUCAUAAACAAGGCGAAGUCACGCCACAUGCUGCGAAAAAUUAUAUCUUUCCAAGAGAAUACAUCUUGAAUGUAGGCAAAAUAUUGACCAUUGCUGAUUAUAUCUUUAUUGUAAGAUUAUUAUCAGAUUAUUCAGUCUAUUUCUAUAUUUUUUACCUAUUUUAAGUGACAUUUUCACACUGCACUGCCAGAUACUUUUGCUUAUUUUAAGAAAUAAUGUUUGAGGGAAGUAAAUUGUGACUGUCAGACAAAACCUCAUAUCUUUUACAGAAGGAAAAAACCUUGCCUUUGAAUGGGAAUUCAUUUCUAUUGGUCGAUUCAGCAUCAAAUUUGAGUAUAAUGUAAUAUGCAGCUGCCAAAUUAUGUAAAAGAAAUUCAAAAUGACAAAAAUGGAGAUACAAGGCUUUGUUGUCUCAACAGCAGUUUAGUCGGGUAAUUUCACCUGAUUGCCUAAAAUACGAUAAUAUGAUCUAAGUAGGUGAAAUUAUUUUGUAAUAAUUUUACACUAAUCUCAUAAUGAGAAAUGCCAAAUAUAUGGCCUACAUUCAAGAUAUUUUCUCUUGCCAACAUAUAAUUUUUUCCAGUGCAGAUCGACUUAACCCUCCUUUUAACCCCACAACUUCACACACAUACACACACAGAAAUACAAUACAAUGCUAACUAACAUGGCCUAGUAGUGCGCUGCAACAACAGUGUGUUAUAACAAUGCAGUUAUAAGCAGUUACGACCACGGUAUGACAUUGGUUAUUGGUUUUAUGUAAAAGUUAUAAGAAAUGACAGAAUCCAUUUUGCAGAUUGUGCAGUUAAUGAUGAUAUAGAUGUGUUUUAUUCGAUGUUGGUAAGGUUGUAUGAAAAUGCAUGUGUAAUUAUUUCAGUGCUCGUUGCUAAUGUCUUAAAAAAAUAUAUUGAAAGUGCUGAGCCGUGCUCGUAACUGGGUUGUCUCUGGCUUCAUGACGCACUGUUGGAGUAAAGCACUACCUCACAGCUGUUACUGUCUGCACUAACACAAUACAGACAUUUUGCAGGAACUUCCUUUUUUGGUGUUUUAUACAUAUAUAAAUAUAUAUAAAUGUGUGAAAGUGUACGAAUGUUGUUGGUUUUUUUAAUACUUAACGUAUGCCAGGUUUAAUAUGAUAUUUCUCUGGUCUCUUUCUCUCUCUUUCUUGGUUACCACGACUUCUGUUUUUUUUCCGAACUGCUUUUUUUGUAUUACUAACCUUCUUUCUUUUUCUUUUUUAUACUGGUACUUGAUACAUUGCACUAUUCUAAAAUGGCAAGACUAUAAACACUUCUCUAAAAAGUGUGAAUUUCUUGGUAAAUUGUUGUUAAUUAUAACUCAAGAAAAAGGAACGUGAACUGCGGAAUAAUUCUACAUUGAAAAAAAAUUGUUCUUUGAAUUUGCUAGAGUGAAGCUUGUACAUCAGUUGCACAUGAGUAAAAUCACUAUUAUGAAACUGGAUAGAACUGGUUCUAAAAUCUGACUGGCUGAGGCAGGUUUGAAGCUGGGGUAAAAUACAUCCACCUAUGGCUGCACAUCAUCAACUGAAUUCUGUAUUCAUGCAGCAAGUUGAAUACAGCUUGGCAGCCAUAGCCUACUCUUAGCAAUCUGUACUGUUUAUCAGUGGAGUUGUUUACUGUGAUUAAUAUCAAUAGAAGCCUAAAUUAAAUUACCUAAUAAUUGUCAAAUUAUCGUAUUUUAACAACACCUCCUAACAUAGAAUCAUUAUUAUUGCUUUAUACACUGCAUAGUACAUAAUGAUUGCCAACCUUUAGUAAAUAUUGUAUGUAUUUACUUAGUUUAGUCAAUGAUAUAAUAUAUUUUAUUCAUGUGAAACUGAUAUACACAAAAAAUGAGGGCACUGGUUUGUUUGUGUAAUAUAGUAGUAUUAACAUAGUGACAAAACAUUGCAAUUUAUGUUGAUAAAGUAAUUAAUAUUAAAUUGGAAGGAGAAAUAAUAACGUAAACUACACAAACAGCGUUAUAAUCUGAUUACUUAGAACUGUAUGGAGUAUUAUAUUCUCAGUGGAAACAAAAGAACUUAGAGGCACAGAGAGCAUUUAACUAUUCCUCAUUUCUCCUCAAUUGUAGAUGUUCUUUGAGGGGCAAUGAACACUUCUUCUUUUAGUGGUCCAAACACAGAUUAUUAAAGCAGUGAAACUGCACUGAAUUUACCUGAUUCAGACGUGAACAUCAUUUCCACACAAAUACAAUCUAUUACAUUAAACCAGUUAUUGCCAAAACAAAGGGAACUGAAAGGCAAAUCGUGGUUAAAGUCAACAUGAAACAUUUUCUCUUGGGGGAGGUUAAGCUGUUAAUUGGCUUCUAUUAUUUUUGCUCUGCCCACUGGUGCACAGUGAUGCAAUCAAAAAUCAGUGGAGUUUUAGAGAUGGGUCAAAAAUCAGUACAAUUCAAUCGAAGAUUUAAAAAAGGUCAAUUUUCAUUCCAAUAUGACUUUAAUGUAGUAUAUUUGUUGUGGAAAUGAUACAGAAAGAAGUAAAUUCAAUGCAUAUUUUUUCAGAACUGUUCAAAAAAAGGAUCUGUAACAGAUUAUUAAAAAUACAUUCAACUUUGUUUAUAUACAUGCUUUCGAUACUGGUGGUUUAUUUUUUGCUGUCUUCUUGUGGAACCUUCUCAUGGCUGGCUUGAUGAUAUUUACCGAGAGUUUUUGUGAGCUGAUCAGUGAUUUCCUUCAGUAUGUGGAUAUGUGUUAUCCCGAGACCGCCACGUAAAAAAGACAUGACAGGAAUUCCAUGAUUUUAUGACUGAGCCUUGUUUUCACAGUGUGUGUAUAUAUAUAUAUAUAUAUAUAUAUAUAUAUACAGUAUAUAUAGUUAGUGGUUUUUCUCUCUUCCUCACUAUGGAUUCUCACCACAAUUCUCUUUUUCUUCGCUCUCGCUUUAAAAACGUUGAAACACUAACUCUUCUUUCUGACGUCUCAGAACUCUUAAGCAUGUUAGUAUUGUCCAUACCGUGGUAUUUACUACCGAUUAUAAACUGUUCUCUUGCUGUAUGUUCUGUUCUGUUAAAGGGACGUGACUGCAGGGAUGUGCCCACUACUUCUUUAUUUUUCUUUUUUUGCCCUGUUUUUGUAUAAGAAGAUGUGUGCCUGAAUGUUCUAUCGUUCCCUCGUUAUUGCAUGAAGGAGAGAUAAUAUUCUAUUUUUUUUUCUUUCGCGGUUCCAUAGGUGAUGUGUAGUCCACUGUUCUGACGAACUAUGGUAGACAGUGUUUCCCCCCUUUACCCCGCCUACCCUCCCUUUAAAAGAAAAAAAUAAUAAUCCAUUGUACGUUGAUGGAAAUUGUAGUCCUAGAUGUUUCAUAGUCCAUUUUAUUUGAAAAGUCAAAUGUUUUAUGAAUCCUGUAUAGUGAUGAUUUUUGUAACCUUCUCUAGUAAAAUAAUAUUUUCUAUGAUCGACA